Molecule: messenger RNA, 3551 nt
Organism: Neolamprologus brichardi
Lineage: Eukaryota; Metazoa; Chordata; Actinopteri; Cichliformes; Cichlidae
Source: RefSeq, a predicted model, not a curated record
CAGUACAAUGCGUUAAGUGCCGUCGCUUUGUCCUCUGUGAGAAGUUGAAACGGGGCAGGGUAAAAAGAGACCCAGCAGGCUGUGCUUUUAAAAGACCGGAGGAGACUAUAAAACUGGUUUCAUACCCGCUGCUGUAAAGGAUCGGCACGAUAUGAGCGCAGACAGACGGAGGUAGGCAGAGCACACUCAGGGAAGGGAGGACAGCACGCAUUUAACACUCAGAGCAUUCAUGGUUCAUUUUUAUAAAGUCGGAUCUCUGUCACAGACAAGCGUGGGUUUAUGGGCUAGUUCACACUCAGCUCUAUUACACAUACAUCGGGGUUUUUUUUUUUGUGUGUUUUCUACUUUAGUGAAAAGGAUGAGCGUCUUCUCCAGUAGAGCCGGCGCAGUUUGACACGUUUCCCGAGCUGGAAGCGGUCUGUUUUCCAAGCGGGGCCUCAUUAAAACAGUUCUGCUCUUACUUUUGAUGCCACGGAAAUGGGAUCGCACCAACGAGAGAGCGUGUCCCCGCUUUGCAGGAAAAGUUUGCUUUGGACAGUGCUGAUACUCUGGCUGAGCACGCUGGUUAACGGGACCUGGAAGACGGGACUUUACAAAACCUAUUCAGUCGGGACGCAGCUGAACAGAGACCAGACAGCAGCCACCCACAGCUCAGUCUACCAGAAAAGGAACUGGUGUCCUCAUACGGUCACUAAGACUGUGACCUGCCAGGUGCAGAAUGGGACAAUCCUCCAGCGGGUGUACCGGACAUGCCCCUGGCCACAGGGAUGUGCAGGAGGCAGCUACAAGACCGUGGUCAGACCUUCCUAUAAAGUGGUGUACCGCACUGUGACUUCCCUGGAGUGGAAAUGCUGCCCGGGAUUCAGCGGCGCUGCUUGUGAAGAAGAUGCAGGAAACCGGCUUGUAGCUCAAGAGGCAUUAAGAAAACCAUCUACUCUACGCCGGCCACCUGCACGCACGGGAGAAGCAAUCUCCAAUUGUCUCAACUGCAGUCGAAUCACUGCUAUGAGCGACAGGCUGAACACGCUGGAGGAGAAGGUCCAAUUACUCACAGCUCCGGCCUCCAUAUCGCAUCGCCACCUUCAGGGUAAAGUGGGAAUUGCUCCGGAGACCUCGUUACUGAUGGGGGCUGUGCCCGCUCAGGGAGCUCCUGGUGAGCAGGGACCUGCAGGUCCUCAGGGUGAAAAGGGAAGAGAUGGGCUUCCUGGCAGAGAUGGGAAGCCAGGGUCUCAAGGGCUGCCAGGUCCUAUUGGGCCUCGAGGGGGGGCCGGGGCAAGGGGCCCAUCUGGAGCCCCCGGAUCAAAAGGAUCCCCUGGACCAGCAGGCCCACGUGGUCCAACAGGACUGCCAGGAGGGAGAGGUCUUCCAGGCCCGCCUGGCCCACCGGGGCCUCCAGGCCCUGCAGGUUCCCCAGCACCAGCCAGUGCCCGCAUCCCAGAACCAGACCACAAUCGUGGAAAAGACCCUUUCUUCACCAACACCUUCCACGACUCUCGAGGGAUACCUGUUCCAGGACCUCAGGGGCCUCCCGGACCUAUUGGUCCCCCAGGUCCCAAAGGCCCGGUAGGACCUCCUGGUCCAGCAGGACAAAAUGGAAAACCUGGAGUGCCUGGAACGCAGGGCCCCGUGGGGCCAAAGGGAGAACGUGGGGAGAGAGGACCUUCAGGUUACCCGGGAGAGAGGGGCUUGAGAGGCGAGCCGGGAGCACCAGGACCAAAGGGAGAACCGGGAGAGAAGGGAUUGCCGAGCAAUCCAAAUGUAAGAUAUUUUUAUUCAUGUCAUCAUCUGUUCACUGUGUAGCCAAGUUCUCAGUUUAUGCUUUGAUCUGUUUGCAGUCACCAUAUUUGUGGUGGUGAUUGACCACAAAGUGGUGAUUGAGCAGCAUCUUUUUUUCUCUCAGGCUCAGACUUUUCAGACUGUUUAUUGUCACGUGGUCUCUGCUUUACUUUGUUGUUUAUGUUUGAUCAUAUAUGACUGUAGCUUUUGAUCUGUGUGUGUUUGUACGUUAACGUGUUUUUGUUUGGUCCUCGGGGUGUGCUCUGGACUGCUGUCCUCUUGACCCUAAAGCUCCCUCUGCAAGCUGCUGUCCCCAUGGCUACCUUUCACAGUCAUCUUUUCAGCAUCUGACUUUGGCAUAUACAUCUAAAAAUACAAAAACAUACCAAGAGAACAGCUCGAUGCGGUCACGUCCUUUUAAAGGCAAAAUUCUUUAUUAUUCCAUGUGAAUUAAAACAAACUGAUUUCACAGACUAUCGAAUAUUCAGUGACUCACAGACAAAAUGUGCGAAAUGUAUAUGCCAAAUCACUCCAUAUGUGUCAGUGGUGGGUGGUGUUGGUUUAGAGGUGUUGAUGUGGUGUGAGUGGAGUGGAUACAGCUAUCUCCUUUUCUCCCCCAAUGCAACCUUGCAUGAAUUUGUCCUAAAUUGCUAUACUGAAUAAACAAAAGCAUAUCUAAUAUCUAAUGACUAAUAACAGAGUGCGGUUAAAAACAGAAAAAAGGCAAAGUAGAUGUAAACUUCCAAAGAGUGUCUGUGAGGCUGCAUUAAAGCCAACAAGCAUAAUAGGUUUACUGAUUUUUAGGAGGUGCGGUUUAUUGAUAGAUUAAACUUUUGACGUGAUUGUGAUGCAGGAUGAAUAGUCAGAGGAUCAAGACUCAUCCUGAGGGGAUUUUGAAAACCUGUAUCAAGUAUCAUGGCGAUUAACCAAUAACGCUAAGAUAUUUUACUAAAACCACAAAUACUCGCCUCCAGCUCAUUCAGGAGAUGAUUCACAAACAAGAAUUUGUUCUCUGGAGACCAUCAAUGUCUUAAUAAAAACGUCCUUUGUCCCAAAUCUGACAUAGUUUAAUCUGAAUCAGAAAUGCUGCUGCCAUCUCUAAAGUUACAUUGUUUAUAAUAACUUUGCCUUUUUUCUUUAAACAUAAGGUUGUAUUUAUUGCUGCAUUUUGUAGUGGGAAUCACCCAAAUCAUCAGCUAUUGUCUGCACGCUCUCUUUUGUGAUGUCGACCCUUUUAGCUGUCUCUGUAUGCCCUAUAUUUCUUUUUCAUCUACUUGUGUUCUGUUUGAAGGUAUGACUCGUGAAUUGUUAGCUCAUCCUUUAACAAAAGACAACAGACUUGGGAGUAAAUCUAAUCUGGCUUCAUACUGUCAGGUGAUGGUGGGUUACUGUUGUAACCACAGUGCUAAGAAUGAAACUGUAGCACUAAAGCAAACAUAUUUUCCUGGCUGAACUGCUGCCUGACAAAAAGAUGCAGAUGGCAUGAUCAAAUGCAUAUCCUGGAACAGUGUUAUGUCACCAGCAUGAUGCAGGUCCAUAAUGUGCAUGCUGAUGUUGCCCAGCCCAGCAUGGCAGACACUGACUAUAUAUGGAAGCAUGCUCCGAGAAUGAGGGCGGCGUAGAGAAAUACAGGGAAUGGAUAAUGUCUGACAGUGCUGGGCAGAUGUGUGGACUGUUUUAACCUUCUAACUGCUGGACUGUGUUGAGAAAAAUGACUUGCAUCUUGGCGAGCAGUUCUUUAGCUUGUGCUCCUUACCUUGACGGCUGUAUCUAUC